Syngnathoides biaculeatus (alligator pipefish) is the source of this 7371-nucleotide messenger RNA. RefSeq names its product eph receptor A4, like (gene epha4l). Bases 1159 to 2616 code for a protein of 485 amino acids. The transcript is spliced from 6 exons. Gene Ontology annotation, biological process: negative regulation of axon extension; axon guidance; cell surface receptor protein tyrosine kinase signaling pathway. The record is from RefSeq and is a predicted model, not a curated record. NCBI's taxonomy places the organism in Eukaryota, Metazoa, Chordata, Actinopteri, Syngnathiformes, Syngnathidae. Gene Ontology annotation, cellular component: neuron projection; plasma membrane. Gene Ontology annotation, molecular function: transmembrane-ephrin receptor activity; protein binding; ATP binding.
UUCUUACCGCAAUCUUUUUCACAUCUUUUCAUCCAAGAAGUAUGAAAAAUAAUAACAAUAACAAUAGACAUGUUGACAAAGUAAGGGGUACAAAGUACAGUAUAGAGAUAAAGUCAUACAGAUAAAAUACAGAUACGGGAACAAUCUACGUCCUCGAGAAAAGUAACAAAGUACUCUCCUACUUGGAUACCUGCAGCGGCUGUGGAUAUGUGAACGGCUUGUUUACGUCACAUGCUUGAUCAAAUAUUAAAGCAACAGCAAUGUAAUGGUAAUCCAAUGUAGGCGCAUCAAAUGGGCAUUGUCAAUUCCACAAAGUGCAAUACGGUGUCUUGUGUGGGAGGUGACGCUCGCGCUGUUGCUGCAUCCGAUUUUGCAGGCACAAGAGGCGUCAAUAUCCCCGCUAGGUGGCGACCUUGAUCUGAUGCGGCUCACCUUGGACCGGCGUCCGCGCUUGACUGCUUGCCAGACAACAAGCUGGAUCAGCACACUCAAAUGCUGCGUUGCAUAUUAAGCGUCUCGCGUCCGCUGGACGGGGAUGAUGCGGGCUAAUAUAUGAUUGCGCGACCGUCACCCUGAAAGCAACGCGGCGGCUGCAUUGUGCAUCAAAUGCUUUGUUGACCGGCGCAGUUUAUCCUUAAAUGUCACUCAGUGACCCACCGAAUUUUAUGAUUGUGUAGCAAAUGUUGCGUGGAAAUGUCACCUCACUCCAUCUCCAUCUAGUCUCUCCCAACUGGUGAAAAAAGAGUGACUUGUGCGGGGAGGGAGGGAGUUAUUUGAGAACCCCCUCCCCUUGUCCCCUUCCCCUCCAUAGCGCCACCUUCUCUCUCCAUUUCCCAUUUGGAUUUACUGGGGGUGCAAGUCGGUGAAGACCCGCCUCCAGCCUGUAGUGCGCCGGCUGGUGCGUCUGUGCGCCCGAGUCGGCUUCGUUCCCUUAUUCCACUGGGGAAGAGGGUGAGGGAAGGAGAGAGAGGGAGAGAGAGAGAGGAGAGAGAGAGAGAGAGAGAGAGAGAGAGAGAGAGAGAGAGAGAGAGAGGAGAGAGAGAGAGAGAGAGAGAGAGAGAGAGAGAGAAAGAGAAAGAGAACUGGACCCGAGAGAAGAAGCGCAAACAAGUAAAUAAAGAGAAAAAGAAAAGAAGGAGCAGAACAUAGGGAACACAAAUGGCACUCAUGGCGGAGAUUUUCUUCACGGUUGCCUUUCUUGUUUCUGGAAUUUCUUCACUUUCUCCGUCACGGACAUACCCGUCGAAUGAAGUCACGUUAUUGGACUCCAGAGCUGCUCAGGGGGAGCUUGGAUGGGUCGCCAACCCAACAGAAGGAGGGUGGGAGGAGGUGAGCAUCAUGGAUGAGAAGAACAUUCCCAUCCGGACAUACCAGGUGUGUAAUGUGAUGGAACCAAACCAGAACAACUGGCUCCGAACAGACUGGAUCCCUCGUGGAGGUGCCCAGCGCGUCUACAUCGAGAUCAAGUUCACCCUUCGAGACUGCAACAGCCUUCCUGGGCUCAUGGGAACUUGCAAGGAGACCUUCAAUCUUUACUACUAUGAGUCCAACAAUGACAAAGAGCGCUACAUCCGUGAAAACCAGUUUGCUAAAAUUGACACUAUUGCCGCUGAUGAAAGCUUCACCCAGGUGGACAUCGGUGAUCGCAUCAUGAAGCUUAAUACAGAGGUGCGAGAUGUGGGGGCCCUGGCCCGAAAGGGCUUCUAUUUGGCCUUCCAGGAUGUCGGAGCAUGCAUUGCACUUGUGUCAGUCAGGGUCUUCUACAAAAAAUGCCCUUUGGCGGUGCGUAACUUGGCCCAGUUUCCUGAUACCAUCACUGGAGCCGAUACCUCCUCGCUUGUGGAAGUUCGCGGAUCGUGUGUGGAUAAUUCCGAAGAGAAAGAGAUUCCCAAAAUGUACUGUGGAGCUGAUGGAGAGUGGUUGGUGCCCAUUGGAAACUGCCUAUGCAACCCUGGGUAUGAGGAGCGAAAUGCAGCCUGUCAAGCCUGUAAGAUUGGUUACUUCCGUGCUCUGGCCACUGAUGGUGCCUGUUCAAAGUGUCCACUCCAUAGCUACUCUGUCAGGGAGGGCUCCACCUCCUGUGCCUGCGACAAGGGAUAUUUCCGCUCAGAAACGGACCCGGCAUCAAUGCCCUGCACCAGGCCUCCGACAGCGCCUCUCCACCUCAUCUCCAAUGUGAACGAGACCUCUGUCAACCUUGAGUGGAGCGCGCCAAGGAGCUCAGGAGGACGCCAGGAUCUGACAUACAAUGUAGUGUGUAAACGCUGUGCGCCCGAUGGACGACGGUGUCAGCCUUGCGGCAACACCAUACACUUUAGCCCCCAGCAGCUGAGUCUGAAGGGCACCAGAGUGUCCAUCAAUGAGCUCCAGGCCCACACCAACUACACCUUCGAGGUGUGGGCUGUCAAUGGCGUCUCCCCACAGAGCCCUGGACCAGAACAGGCAGUGUCUGUGACUGUCACUACCAACCAGGCCGCUGGUCCCGUAAGGGGUCGCCACAACAUGUCAUCUCAGAUGAAUGCUCAUAUUUGUUUGGCACAGUGUUUGCACCCGAUGCCCUUCCUGACGCAACUCCUCUGCAUUUAUAUGGAGAGAGCUGGAGCCUAUCCAAGCUAACUUCGGGCAAAAGGCAGACUAUACACCCCAAACUCAUCGCCAGCCAGUUGCAGGGCAGAUAUCAACACCAUGACUGAGCGGGAAACGACCCCAUGCUGCCUGCACCAAAGGCAGGCGUGUGUACCACUACACCAUCAGUGACUCUACUUAAAAUAAAACUCACUGCUUUAAAAGUAACUUGUUUUUAGACCACUUUUUUCAUGCUAAUUUCUACUUGAAAUAAGCAAAAAGAAAAUGUUGAUUUUUUUUUUUUUUACAAUGACAAAUAUCUACUUACUGCAGGUGAAAUUUUGCUUUAAACGAAUGAAAAAUGCUUUAAAACAAGCUACAUGCUAUGUAGGUGAUGAGGUGAUGAGUCUUAUUUUAUAUGUGAUGAGUAUUACUUUAAGUCUAAUCUGAUUAGUUUUGAUGGAAAAAUAAGGCAAAUAUUCUUGGCAAAAUGUUAAGCUUUUGCAGUGUAGCAUUGUCUUAACUCGUGUGUACUGGAGGGGAGAUGCUAACGCUGUAUUACGUCACAUAUGCAUUACUAGGUUUACAAAAGAUUAUCAUUAAAGAUGAGAACAUUUUCAGUGACACAUUCCUUUUGGUGUGAAAUUAUUUUCUUUUGAAAAUUCACGUGAAUUUUGCAUAAUCGUGCAUGUGAAGCCUGGGAUGAGACAAGUGGCAAGGUGGUAUUUUUAGAGGUGGAGCUAAUGGAUUAGACGAGUUGUGUUGAUCCACUGAGGUAUCAUUAUAAAUGCUGAUAGAAAUUGUUUGUGUAAUUAUGGAAGUGCAAUAUGUCCAUGAAUGCAACAUCUUCUCUUGAGCUCCAGAAGAGCCCUUGUAAGUUCGAGGAUGCAUCCAGACCCUCCUGUUGUUUUGCCAUUCAGCCAUUUUGUAACUGGUUGUUGUGCAAAUGGCUUUUAUGACCCUGGUGCUUUCUUGUCAUCCCUCCCUGCUCUCCACCACUUAAAGCUGAUCAUUACUUGGGACUCCUUUACUGCUCUGCUCUUGGGUGGCAAGCUAAGUGCCGUUUUUGUGUCACUUUUGAUCACUAAUUCCUAUCCCUGAGAAAAGUGAAUGUCUUGAAUGCUGCUUGGACCGGCAAUUUGAGGACACUGGCUUGAUUUAUCAGACGGGGUCAGGAAAAUACAGAUGAAUGGCUGUGCUGCCAGACAGCUAUGUGUAGGAGCUGUAAUGGAGUGCACCCUGGAGUCAUGGCCGGGGGGUUUGCACCGGGUCUCACCGGCGCACAAUUGUGCAAAACAGUCCAAAAAGUGCACACCCACGCAUGGAAUCGGACUGAGGCACGCAAAGUGACAUCCCUCUAUGAUUUAAGUAGACUAAACUGCAGACUGCAGGUUUUAUGAUACAGAUGUUGCCUUUGACUUGUCCCCUGUACAUGUGUCACAACUGUUCCACAGGAUUAGAUUGAAGGUACUGUACUUGUAACGUGAAGUGUCUGCAUGUCUGAACUGAAGUGAAAAGUGACCUAUAGACAGCGUUUACACAUUGAGACAAUUCACAUUUGCCCCUCAAACAAUGUUGCCUGUGUAUCCAUGUCUCUUUGAGUAUGUGUGGGUGCCUGUGUGUGUGUGUGUGUGUGUUAAGGAGGAUAUCUCCAGAAUGAUUGGAUUUCUUUCUGCUAAUGCUCAGUAGAGGCUUUGGAAUCUCUGGUUUCAGCCUCUAGUAAUACAGCUCGUCAUUUGCGGCUGUUCCUUUCCCUGUGCUGACUCCCUUCAUCCAGACAUGGUGGAUUACGCAUUUAUUAUGAUAGAUUUAUUAGGAUUUAUAACUGCUGUGGAAAAGAUGGCCCAGCCUCUGCCACCUCCCCAUUAAUGUUCGAAUUUCAGUUGGAAAAGGAAAAGGUGAGGGAGGCAGGUUGGAACGAAGAAACACUCUGACUACAAGGAAAAUUAAUGUAGGUCUUCAGAAAACCACGCCAAAAGAAAAUUAACACAUUAGCACUGUUGAUUGCAUGUGCCUGAUUCUGUGACUAGUCGUGUGUGUGUGUGUGUGUAUACACAACUGAGUCAGACUCUUCGAUUCCAGUGGCAUAAAUCAGUGAGAGUGUAACCCCAUCACCUGAACAGCAAGAGGAGUGGGAGAGUGAGGAAGGGGUUCGGUUGCUGGGAGGGUCAAACUUUGAACCGAGCCCUGGUUAUAAAGCAGAACGUUUUCCCCCCUUUAUGGUUUCAAACACUUUGUGUGUCUGUAUUGUGACAAAGAGAGAGAGAAACAAAAAUAUUAAAAAUGAAGGUGUUUAUGUCUCGAUAAUAAAUUCUUGGCAACCUUAUGUGAAUUAGAGCAUGAGAAAGUGUCUGUGUGGGGGGCUUGCCUGUCAGCGAACAUGUGUCUAAGUUUCCAUCUUGCUGGCAAAAUGGACAUGUGCAAAUGUGUUUGGGGAGAUGGAAGUAGCCGUUACAUGGGGUGGGAAAGGAUCUUGUAAGCAGAAGCCAUUUUCUUGACACUGUGAAAUACAGCUCCCUCCGCAUCUUUUUUUCCCUUGGUGACACCAAAACUGAGGGAUUUCAAUCUGGCAGCCGGGCUUCAAUCUGGCACCCACAUGUACUACCCAACAGGUCUCUUUCUUUCUUUUUUUUUUUUUUUUUGGCAAAUGGUAAUCGAAAGCAUAUUUGCACAACACCUUAUGCCGACCAUAUAUGCUCCACACUGCACAAACAGUAAAAGACGGUAGCAAAGUCAAACCUCAAAAAGCUACGUUUUAUGAAGCGAUAAUUUAUGACAAAUGCAAACGCAUCGAGAAUGUCACCAGUUCUCAAUGAUUACAGGUGCUAGCUGGUCUGUUCAAUUUUUGUUCGUCAACUUCUCUAUUCAGAAAAGGCAUGUUUAGUUAUCCAUCCAUCCAUUCAUCCAAUUUCUGAGUCGCUUAUCCUUACAAGGGUUGCAGGAGUGCUGGAGCCAAUCCCAACUGUCGGGCAAGAGGCAGUGUACACACUUAACUGGUUGCCAGCCAAUCACAGGGAUCACAGAGACAGACGGCAGUCACACUCACACUCACACUUAAGGGCAAAUUAGAGUCUCCAAUGAAUGUAUGUUUUCGAGAUGUGGGAGGAAACCCAUGCAGGCAAAGGGAAAGGGAAAACAUGCAAACUCCACAUGGGUGGAAUUUCAGCUCUAACCAUUUGCGCCACCAUGUUUGGUUAUAUGGUUGAACAAUAUUUCAAAUGUGUCCAUAUAUUGGCUUUCAUUUUCUUUUAAUCUUUCCACAAUAUAUCAUGAAACAUCCUUUUUUAAAUCAUCUCUGUUGUGUCAGGGUGGUUUGUAACCUUGCGGUCUCCUGGAAGGAAAUCGCAGGAGGGACCACUCAAAAGUCCACUCAUCUUCAUCCUCACAUUAGUUGAGGGAGAAAUAAAAAUGCAACAAGAGAACCAGAACACAAUUAAAUCGCAAUAUCUGUCAUCUUUGGAGAAAAGAUGGAUGUGUGGAUUGCUGGAGUGGAACAGAGGUUAGUGAACCCUCUGGGUUUUCUCUUUCGUAGCUGAAGUGUCCUUCCUAAGUCCCAUGGGGGGCUUCAAAUUGGCUCUCCAUGGCUGGGAAAGAUUGAUCGAGAGAUACAAAUGGCCGACGUCUAAUUGUUUAACAGAGAUGCAACACAUUAGGCUAACACAACCUUGGGUUAAUCCAUUUACCGAGAGAUGCCUGCAAUCCCAUAGCUCUUCAUCUCCAGCUCAGAUCCCACCAGUCGCACUUGAAAAUGUCCCCUCCUGCUUCUGCGUUGCCUGCCUGAAAUUCAAUCCUGGGCUGGUGCUUAAAUUCCAGGCCUGUUUGAACUCAAUCCGCAGCUAAAAGCAGGGUUUUGUUAGCGUAAGCUUAAAUACUCAGCUCCCUGGGGCUCAUAGUCAAAGCGAUGAGAAUGUAUAUAAUGUCAUAGAUAAUCCAAUCGUGAUCUUUGGAUAGGGAACGCCUCAUUAAUCACUCCACUGUAAUGUUUUAAAAGACAGACAUUUAGGAAGGGUACAGUGUCGCUGAGGAGCACAAGUCCCAAGAAGGACUUUAUUCUCUGUAAAACUUCAAGGGCAAAUAAAAUACUGCCUAUGCAAAGAAAAUGAUAGCAAAGUUGGUUGGUCAAACGUGUCUAAAUGUGUCCAAGAUUUUUAAAUUCUCACAUAAGCUCUUCUGGACAUGCCAAUGAGGAUUAGAGGACAUUUUCUUCUCUCGUCAUGUACUUUGCUUUGUACCAUUGGGUAUGUACAGUGGAUAUGGAAAGGCUUUACAUGACUGGUAAAAUGCCAUGUUUUUAUGAUGUAAAAAUAAAAAGACACCAAGUAAAAUGUUUUUUUAUUCACCAUGCUUUUUUUUGGGGGGGGAGUAAAAAUGAACUACAUUAAUAUGAUUGCACAAGUGUGUACAUAUUGUUAUAAACACCUAGGGAGUUGUCUUCAUAAUUCACUCGUCCCAUUCAAAUGCAUGUUAAAUGUAUUUUAGAACACACCUGCCCAGAGAUGGCAAUAAGUCACUUAUGUGCCAGUCACAAACAAGUCUCAAGUAAUGAUCUUUAAGUCUUACCUAAGUCCCAAGUCAAUGCAGGGAAGGAAAAAAAAAAAAAUCAAGCAAGCCAAAUCAACUGAAGAACUGAGAUCAUGAUUGAUUUAAUUUAUUGCACUGAAAAGCUGUAUUUCAAACUCAAUUUAACUGCACUUUAUUUCUGAACUAUGCUGUAUACCUUGUGAUGACAGCCUUGUAAAUCUAGUGAUUCUCAAGAGAACACCAUUAAACAAAAGCCAAAACUUUCUUCUUUUGGCCAAUUAUAAU